AUGAAUGGCCAGGGAUAUACCAAUGGCUGGCAUCACCAAGACGAGGAUGGUGGCCAGGCAUCGGCAAGACCCAGAGCCAGCCUACGUGUGCCUACAGUCCAUGAGGCUUUGCCCUACACGCCUUUCAGUUCCAUAAUCCCUUUCAAUGCUGCCGACACAAUACCUCCGCCGGUGGCUUUACCUACGACCUCACCGACUUAUUUCCAAGAUCUACCAGAGGUCAUGAGUACAGCCAAAGUCUUACAGCAGCUUAGCCAAGGUGCAAACAGCGCAGAACAAGCUGGGAAGCGUUGCCAACAAACUGUGCGAGAUAUGCAGAAGCUUCUGGCGCCGGAAAGUCUAAGCCAGUUCAAAUUCAAGUAUCCCGACCAACCGAGCACCGACAUCAGCAAAGGAGCAAAUCAGCAGCGUGUUCGCGCACCCGAGCUAAGCCCAUUUGCAAGGAUGAUUCUCGACAAGACCAGAGUUUCGUUCCACUACUUGACUCCUGAGUCACCAGAUCUCCCUGUGAAAGCCGACACCAGUGGGGCCAAAGCCUCGGCCAAAGUGGCACUCCCAACACCGCAGUCGCAGCUGAAGUCAACACUUAGCACAGCGCCUCCUUUGUCAACCCCUCAAAGUCAACCACCGACUGGCUCUCAGGAAUCCCGCGUGGUCAUUGUGCCCAAGACCUUAACACCAGCACAGAGAGCAGAAUAUCAAUGGGUACCCGAAGAUAGCAACGUCUCGGUACUGCACAAUAAGACGCCAUCAAAAAUUCGCGAGAACCGAGUGGCUGGUGACCAUCGGCCUAUGAGCGUUGAUCAGCAGCAGAAAGGCGAGCUUGCUGUACAGAAGCUCCAAUCACUCCUCUCUGACAUCUUCGAUGCUGAGGAUCACCUUCAACCUGAUACUUUUGGGAUGGUUUCGGCCAGUGCGCAUGCGCUGCUGGCACUACAAGAGACUGAUGAAGGCUCUCGAGCUGUUCUUCAGCCAGAAACUCAGGUCCGGCUUGAAUCAGCUGUUCUGAAAGUAGUGGCGAGUGGAGGGCUAGAAAGCAUUGAACUUGAAGAGCUGAUUCAUGUUGAGAAGCUUUGUGAGGUGGCUGUGGCGGAGGUCCAGACAACGUCCCUGCACAUUGGUGAAGAGUGGUCAGAACAUGACGCAGAAGAAUGGAAUCAGCGCUUGGUGGUUGCGGAAAGGAGCAUGAUCGCAGCUCGUACUUUGAUGCGCAUCAUGGGAGCCGGAGCUCAUAUCAAGGAGCUUCAGUCCGAAGACUGCUUACGGUCUAUCCUUACAGCUAUCAAGACCGUGCUGGAGAACCUGCUGGUGCCGAUAGCGGAGUUGCGAUACUCGGCACACGAGAAGAUACGCGGCACAAAAGAGGAACCGCCAGCCGACUCACGCUUCCUUAUCGCACAAGCUCAGCGAUCCGUCCUACAGACGACUUUGCAUGCUAUCAUGAGAACUCUCCGUGUACUCGGGGACUUUCUCAUCAAGACAGACGUUGACGAGAGCAGUCUGUCCGUGGUCGAGGCUUUCUGUAUUCUGUUGAUAUUUGCAGACAACGCCAGCAAUGAUCGAGACUCCGUAUCCGGCGUGCAGAAUGUGGAGACUGCACGCCGUUCCACUAUGGACAUCCUGGCGAAGGUCUUCGCCAAAUAUACGUCACAGCGUCAAUGGAUCGUGGACUCUUUACUCACCUCACUCGACAAACUUCCGGCAACCAAGCAGAAUGCAAGGCAAUAUCGUCUCCCUGAUGCGAAGCCGAUACAGCUAGUGUCCGCGCUACUUAUGCGACUCGUACAGACUUGUGCAACACACGCUGGAGAAGCGACUCGUGGCAAAAGCAAAUCUCUAGAAGACGACGCCGAGGACGACGCCGACGAGGAAGAUGCUGAAGGCGAGGAUGAAGUGGAAGAGGACGAUGAUCAUGGCAAGCUUUCGCCCACUAAACGUUGCAUUCAGUCCAAAGACCUCGUUGCCCUCGUGAAGCCUCUCCACGACGAUGCACAGACAUAUGCAUCGUACAUUGUGCGAUCACUCCUGAAUCGCGCUCUAGCCUCCUCUAAGUCUAGUGACGAGCCAUACCGAAAGUUACUGGAUAUCUUCACAGAGGACUUCUUAAACGUGCUCGGAUCUAGCGACUGGCCUGCAGCUGAGAUGAUUCUUCGAGCACUCGUCUUGCUCAUGGUCAAUGUCAUUGAAGAUCUCAAAUAUCCUGUGCCAGCUCGCACGCUUGCUCUUGAGAUUCUGGGCACCAUUGCAUCCGGCAUGAUUGAACUGCGACUUGCAGCAAGCAAGAUGGCGCGUUCGUUAGAGACUGGCGACUCUGACAUUGGUAGCACACUUGUACGCUUCGUCGACCAGCUAGAAGCAGAUGAGUCUGAUACUACCUCUCUACUUGCAUUUGAAGGUCCAUACCGCAUGGUGGUCGAGUCUCUACAGGCUAGGAACCUGGAAGACGCUCAGCUACGAUCUGCGCAUGGCUACUAUCUCAUGCAAUGGGCAAUGCACGUGUGCGGCGGCCGCCAGAGCUCAGUGGCUUCGGACGCAAGUGAUUCGGUUGACACUCCCAAGCACCUCGACGCUCUCCUUCGCAACGUGAUUGUUGAUUAUAAGUGGCUGGAGGAACGUUACGAUCAUGCCCGCCCCACGACAAUGGAAGGUCGGCUUGCUGCCGUGGUCGUCACCCUGAAUUCCAAGCUUUGCAAAGCUUUCAACAGGAUCUCGAAUGUCUUGCUCACUGCCAUGAGUAGCGAACAAGCUCGGGUACAAAGCCGUGCGCUGAAGAGCGUGACUAUGCUUCUGGAGAAGGACCCUUCGCUGCUUGACCGCAAUGCCACUGUCUUCUCGCACGUCACACGAUGCCUGGGAGAGCCAUCUCCACUUGUCAGAGAGUCUGCGAUCAUGCUGGUCGCGGAUUGUGUCAAGAUGCGCCCAGCUCUAGUCAAGAGUGUGUAUGAUCGCAUCAUAGACAGGACCCGAGAUACUUCCGCCACCGUCCGCAAGCGCGCCAUCAAGCUGCUAAAGGACUUCUAUCCCGGCACAGAGUCCACGAAGAUCAGAUCCGCCAUAGCUGAUGCUGUCGUCGCACGCAUCAGUGACACGGAGGAGUCGGUGACAAAACUAGCACGGCAGAUCGUUGAUGAUAUCUGGUUUAUACCCUUCCUUGGUCAGAAGCUUGACGGCGACGGAGCCAUCGCUACCAGGCUCCGGUACGGUGCGCAAGCAUGUUUGCUGAUCCAGACUGUCGAAGCUAGCGACGAUACAGCAUUGACUUUGGAAACCUUGAUACGCCAGCUCAUCACAACUGGUGAGACGCCACAAGCACAUGCCGCCGUCUGCCGCAAUUUAAUCCGCGUUCUGUCGGACGGCAUUGUCGACAAUGCAGACCUGCCUAGCAAGCCCGAGCAGCCAGACAUUCUGUUAUGCCUGGCCGUAUUCGCCAGAGCAGGACCAAAACUCUUUACAGCUGCGCAAUUGGAGCGCCUUGAGCCGUUCACCCAGAAUCUCUCCAGCACGGAAGAUCUAGAAGUAUUCCGCGCUGCAGUCAGCAUCUUGAGGCAUGUACUCCCGCACCAAGCCACGUUGAAGGACCUGUUCUUGCAGAACCUCCAAAACUCUCUCCUCGGUAGUAUUGGCAAGCUACCAAAGGCAGAGUUGAAGGAGGCCGUUCCCUGCGUGUGGACGAUCACCCAGCUGUUGGGCAACAGAGAACGCAUUUUCCGGUUCGCCGCAUCCGCCCUCAAGAAUCUGAACGAUAUGCGAAGCGCCCAAUUCGAUGCGGAUGAACGACUAGUGGUUAAGGCAACGAAACUUAUGCUCAUAGUUGGAAACUUUGGCAGAGUGUGCGAUUUCGAGGAAUUUCUCUCCUUAAUCAAGUCCAUCCUCCCAUGGUACAAAGGCAGUACUGUCUCUGGGGCAUUCGUGCAAGUUCUCUGUCCUUUCACAAGCCCGAAACAGCUCCUCAGACUUCGUCAGCUCGCAUUAAACGCUCUCUGCAUGGUCUGCCAAGCGUCCCCAAAGAUGCUUUUGCGACAAGAUGUCGUCACUGCUUUCGACAUUGUCUUCAGAGACCGCGACACUACUCUGGAAGAGGUUCUACUCACGGGUCUUGAUGUCUUCUUCAGUGCUGGAGAAGUAAGUGAAGGGAGUGCCGACAUACCUGAGCUGGGCAGUGGUGCAGCUUCCGGCACCGAUCGGCUCGGCAAGACAUAUGUCGCUACCGACCAGGAUGGCGCAUCGACGUCAAUAGCACGCCGCUUCAUACCACAGAUUCUGCACAUCGCCCUCUCAUCUCAAGGCGAGGCGGCUUUCGUUGCAUCAAAGAUCAUAGUCAGUGUCAACCGCCAAGGAUUGGUUCAUCCAAAAGAAAGCGGACCAGCGCUCGUGGCUCUCGAGACGUGUCCGGACUCCGCUAUAGCUAACAUGGCCUUCGUCGAGCACAAAGCACAACACUCGAAGCACGAAAGUCUGUUUGACAAGGAGUACAUGCGCGCCGUACAGCAGGCGUAUGAUUACCAGCGUGAUGUCGUCCACAGCGUAACGGGCUACAUUGGUCAGCCUCCGGUUUCAAAGCUGAACCUACUGUGGGAAGUGCUGAAGAGUGGCAAAGCACAAGUCCGCAAGAAGUUUCUCAGCAAUCUUGCAGCCAAACUCGACUUCGACAUGGCCGGCCAAGGUACCACUGUCCGUCUGUCAACCCAUCUCGGCCUCGCCCGUUUCGCCGCUGAGAAUCUUGCGCUCUUUGACUACGAGCGAGUCGAAGGACUGCUACAGCUCCUUGCCGUUCUGGACAAGACGUUCGCAGCCACUGGUUCCACUAUCGCCCAGGCCAUUGAGAGCGAGAUUCUGCAUCUUCGUGUAGACACUGUUGCCGGCUCCAGCCUUGGCGUAGCUGUCUCGUCUGACACAACCCAACCCGCGAACAGCAUCAGCGCAAUUAAUCCAGAAAGACUGCUGCAGCUCUCGCUUGCUGCUCAGAUCUGCUCCAUCAUCUGGGAGACGAGGUCUUUCAUCCGUCGACUCUGGAACCUGCAAAAGUAUCUCAACAAGCACAAGAACGCUUCGAAGGAAAGCAACAGGACGGCCUCGCGCGCCACAAAUGCACCAUCCUUGACAGAGAUUUACCUCAAGCGUAUUGCAAGUCUCGUGACUACGGACGGCUCGCAGGAGAUCCAGCGUUCUAUCUGUGCGUCCUUCGUUGAGCUGAUGUCGGUCGAUAACGAGGCGAAGGUGAACACAGAAGAGGAGGACGAUGCUGUGAAGGAGAACGGGUAUGAUACGCCAAGCGAAGGCACGAGUGGCAAGAGCCCUUCAUUACCACCAAGUGGUGGCGGUGGCCAGGGGAAGAAGCGCAAGUCCGUGAGUGUGAAUGGUACGCCACGCAAGAGAGGCCGCGUGAGUAUGGCAAAGCGCAAAUCCACCGCUUCAAAGCUGGAUGAGGAGGAUGCAGAUGGAGGGUGGGAGUGA
Molecule: messenger RNA, 5454 nt
Organism: Recurvomyces mirabilis
Lineage: Eukaryota; Fungi; Ascomycota; Dothideomycetes; Mycosphaerellales; Teratosphaeriaceae
Gene: SCC2
Product: Sister chromatid cohesion protein 2
Exons: 2
Coding region: 1-5454 (1817 amino acids)
Biological process (GO): establishment of protein localization to chromatin; replication-born double-strand break repair via sister chromatid exchange; regulation of gene expression
Cellular component (GO): Scc2-Scc4 cohesin loading complex
Molecular function (GO): chromatin binding
Source: RefSeq, a predicted model, not a curated record